Kwoniella shivajii is the source of this 2085-nucleotide messenger RNA. RefSeq lists its product as uncharacterized. NCBI's taxonomy places the organism in Eukaryota, Fungi, Basidiomycota, Tremellomycetes, Tremellales, Cryptococcaceae. Gene Ontology annotation, biological process: peroxisome organization. Bases 1 to 2085 code for a protein of 694 amino acids. The transcript has 3 exons. Gene Ontology annotation, cellular component: peroxisomal membrane. The record is from RefSeq and is a predicted model, not a curated record.
AUGCCUGGUCCACUACCUGUGCCCUCAACGGGAGCUACAGAUCCUCCUCCGCCUAUAAUCCUCCAAACAUCAGAUUUGGUAUCUUCACUUCCAGCUCCUUUUUUACGAUUACUCGUCCUCUUCGCUCGACCGAUAGCACUCCUUCGUAAAGCUUUGGAGGUACUCUUCUGGCGAGGUGCAAGGAGGGUUCAAAGCUGGAUGGUAGUAGGUGCAUGGUGGGCAUUGUGUUUAGGCUCAAGUCAUGCUUUCAAGUAUUUACUCCCACCACUGGUAUUCCUACCUUUCCUUCCACUAUCGAGUCUGCGAUUGAGAGCAUCUUCCAAACAACCUAUCAAGAACGCAUCAAUAGAACCUUCUACUUCGGAGACCCUUUUAAUAACCCUUUCUGACUUGAAUGCGAUAUAUGCUUUACUCCCUUCUUCACCUUAUCCGAUGACAGCCGAUGUAUACGCUAGGUUUCGACAACUUGGUCCAGCCAGACUAACGAGAGGUCUAUUAGUGAUUUGGAUAACAUGGGUCAUAUUAGGUAAAUUUAUAGGUUAUACUACUUUAUUGGGUAUACUAGGAUCAGUAUGUUUGUUAUUACCUUCACCACCUUUAGCUCAUUUGAUCAACCUGCUCUCGAAAUCAUUAUUUAUCAGAAGAUCUUUAGCUUUGAUGUUCCUGUUCGUAUUUGGAUCACCACCUGAAGAUUCAUAUCGAUUCUCUCUGAAAUCUCAUUUUUCACCGUUUGAAUGGAUGAAAUCGAAAUGGACAGUGUCGAGAAGACCUUCUUUAGCAUUUUCUUUGAAACCUAGAUUCACCACCAAAAUGAACGGACCACUACCUUCCGGAUCAGCAAUUGAUGAUUCAGACGAAGAAUCAAAUGGACUAGUAAAAACUGAACAACCUAUAUAUUUCAAGUUUGAGAUACAUGAAAAUCAAAGAUGGUGGAUGGGAUUAGAUUGGACUUCAGCUUUACUACCACAAGAAAGACCUUCAUGGUGCGAUAAUCAUCUGCAACCAGUCUCACCACCUUCUAAUUUCACUUUACCUUCCCCAACUUCCAUUGUCGUUCCGAGUCCCACUGUGAAUGACCCGAAAGCAAAGGUGACCAGAAUAACAAAUUGGAAAUGGUUAGAUGAAGAUUGGUCAAUAGUUAGACAAGGUCAAGGGUUAAAUUCAAUACAUCAUCAUAAUUCAGCAACUUCCUUCUCCGCUUCUAACACUACUUCCAACCAAAGUGUGCCUUCACCCACUAUCCCAGAACAUGAUGAUCAUGGAUUCUCACUCGCAAAUCAAUCACAGUCUAGUGGAUCAUCAAGUAGACCGACAUCAUUCAUCUCACCAUUCGGUUCAUCCCCUCCUAGAACUUCCACUGCAACGAUGGAGGAAUCACUUUCUCCCGGAGUCAGAGCUCAAUCAAUAGCGGAACAAGCAUUUACUAAAGGUCUAGAGAGACUGAAAGCUCGUACAGCAAGUGUAGCAGCAGGAGCUACCGCGGCUGCAACUCAAGCUAGCUCACCUCGAAAGAAUUCAGAUGCAACAAGACAGCGGACGAUGUCACAAGCGAGCGAGGAAUCUCAUACCGAUGACGGCCAUCAUAUCCCUCAAUCGAAUGUACAUGUACCUGUGCCCGCAGAAACCAUCGUAGAUAGAGAUGAAGCUACCGAUGGAGAUGGAUGGGUUUACGGGGAUAACAAGUGGGAAGGGAUGGGUCCAAAAGGCGGUUUAGGUAAAUUCACGAGAAGAAGACGAUGGACACGACGGGCGAUCUUAGUAGAAACAGUAAUCAAGAUGAAAACAGCGGAUGAUCCACCCAUAGUUGUACCUUCUUCAGCAGCAGGUGCGGUUUCGGUUUCGACACCGAGAUCAGGUGAAAGUACACCUGUAGCAAUGUCUUCUCCAAUGAAAUCGAAACCUGCUCCGGCUGUGAAAAGCUCAAUCCAACCAGGAGGUAAAAAUAUGACAAGAUCGACGUCGAGAGAGGCGAGAGAAGAAAAAGACAUCAAUCCAGGAAUAGUAGGAUCGACAACGGGUGCUCAAACGAGAGAUGAUGUUCUCAGAUCGAGGUUGAAGAAAGCUAUGGGUUCUGUAGGUGGUUAA